AUGCCUUUCUCACGCUCGAAGUGCAACCCUUUGAGACUCUUUCGAUCCAAAAGCAAGCAAAAGAAAACGAAUUCGGUCGCUGACCAAGGGUCUACCGCCUCAACCAAUCAUGCUCUGUCCUCGGAUUUGGAGGAGAAAGACACCGAGGAAGGGCCCGGUGCCGGAGAAUCUGACGAUCUGUUAGCAAUCGCUCAUCAAAAGCUACUCCAGGAUAAAGAGACCGGCCCUAUUCUCAAAAAGGCGACCAUAAUUCUCAGUGAAUCCGGCCUGCAUGUUGGAGCCAAUGGAGUCCUCGAUCUCCAACAACUCCACAAAUCUCUCGAUAAGAAGGUCAAUGAACUGCAGGAGAAAGAAUGGGAGAUCUCGAUAGAUGGCCAUUAUAUCAACGUCAAAGAGAAGCUUUAUCGGGCCAUGAAAAAUAUCUUGGUGUUGAAAGAUGUCAUCACCACAGCUGCGUCGGCGUGUCCUCCCGCGGCAAUCGCUUGCGCUGGCGUGACAGUAUCCCUGAUGCUUAUUAUCCGAGCACAUGAUCAGAACGACAGCCUUCUGACAGGGCUCGAAAAGACCUCGGAUUUGCUCCCUCGCCUAUAUCUGACAGAAAGGCUUUACAUGAAACCGAACACGAAUCUUUCAGGAGACUUUGUGAGCAAGUUUAAAGCGGGGCUUGUCUCAUUGUACUCCAAAAUCCUUGAAUUCCAGGCCCGAGCACUAUGCUAUUUGAGCGAAUUCUGGUUGAUUCAACUUUCAAGCAAUAUCCUCAACCAAAACCAAUGGGAUGUUUUGACAAAGAGCAUCUCAGACCAGGAGACUGAAGCUCAGAAAUUCACCAGUCUCAUGGAAGUGGAAGAGAGGAGAGCGGAUAUGGGCGUGCUCAAAGAUACGAUUUCGAGUGACUUUGAAGCAAGGUUCAAGAAAUUCCAAGGAGCGCAAGCCAGUUCGGCUCGAAUUAAACAAGUAAACAAAUUGCUUGAGUCGCUGCACACUUGCCCUUACCGAGAUCGAAAAAACAGAGUCAGUGAUCGUGUUCCGGGUACAUGCGAAUGGUUCACCAGCCAUCCCCUUUUCCAAACCUGGGAUAAGGGUGAUGACUCCCGCCUCUUGUGGCUUUCGGCAGACCCAGGAUGCGGGAAGUCCGUUCUGUCCAAAUUUCUUGUUGACGAAGUACUUCAAAGAUUCCAGAAGAGGACAGUUUGCUACUUUUUCUUUCGAGAUGACUUCCCGGACCAGAAGAGAUCAUCCAUCGCACUUGCCAGUAUCCUCCGGCAGCUCUUUAUCGCUUACCCGCAUCUUCUCUCAGACAAGGUGCUUCAUCAAUUUGCCGCUGGUGGCGAAACCUUACUACAAUCAUUCAUUGAUUUAUGGGAAAUCCUUGUAUCCGCCACAGCAAGUGUUGAAUGCGAUGAAAUUGUUUUCGUGAUAGAUGCACUGGAUGAGUGUGCUGAAGAAGACCGAUAUCAACUUAUUGGAGCGGUCAGAGACCUUUCUUCUAAGUCGAGUAACAACACCUCCGGGUUCAAAUUCUUCUUGACCAGCAGACCCUACGGCAGUAUACAUGAAAGAUUUCGACAACUUGAAGUCGCAGUACCUACAAUACACCUGAAGGGGGAGGCUAAUGCUGAAGUUGAAAAGAUUGCUGGAGAGAUCGCUCUUGUGAUUCAGCAAAGAGCACAUGAGAUCGCCAUCCAAAAGCUGCUUGAGGAGGACGAGGAGAAGUUCUUGCGUGAAAAACUCACUGAAGCCAAAAAUCGAACCUAUCUAUGGGUUGCUUUGACUCUCAACUAUAUCGAGAGUCUUGAUGGGUUCACAAAAGGGAGAGUGCGUGAAACAAUCAACGACAAGAUCCCUCAAACAGUCAAUGAGGCAUACGGUAAGAUCCUGAACAAAAGCAAAGAUCCAGCCAAAGCAAAACGCCUACUCCAUAUCAUUAUGGCUGCAAAGCGACCACUCUCUGUGGAAGAAUUAUCUCUAGCUCUUGCAGUUGAUAAGAAGAUCAAGUCCAGUGAAAGUUUUCGUGAGAACGUGGAGCCUCCACAACGUUUCAGAUCGACUCUGCGAGAUAUGUGCGGGUUAAUUCUUGUUGUCGUCGAUGACAAAGUCUACCCCCUCCAUCAGACUGUUAAGGAGUUUCUUGUCCCGGGGACUUCAGAUAACCUUCCUUCGGAUUCACUGAACUCGGAAUAUCCAAGCAAAUGGAGGAACUCACUUUCCCCGGCCCAAUCAAACAAAGUUCUUGCAGAGACCCUUACCUGGUACCUCGAUUGUGAUUGCACGGAAAUCGGCCUAGACAUUCUCUUGGACUACGCUACAUCCUUUUGGCAUCAUCAUUUCCGUGAUGCUUUUCCUUGUGACGAAAAUGAUAUGUCAACAAUGGGAUGCCGUAUCUGUGCCCCCAACUCCGAGUUCCAGACAAGGUUCUUUGGUGAGAAGGCGGGAUUGGAUUUUCCCCAAAACCCUGACACUCUGAUGGCUGCAUCAUCUCUUGGACUAGAAUCUGUUGUUCGUCAGCUACUGAGCAAUGAGUCCAUUGAGGUAGAUUCCAAAGACUCCAUGGACCGAACUCCACUUUAUUGGGCUGCUUCACAAGGCUACGAUGCAAUUAUAAAGCUACUUCUGGAGACUAAUAAGUUAGACCCGGAUUCAAAAGACUCCAGGGGCCAAACUCCACUUCAUGGGGCUUCUUGGAACGGCUAUGAGUCUACUGCGAAGCUGCUUCUGGAGACCAACAAGGUAGACCCGGAUUCAAAAGACUCCAGGGGCCAAACUCCACUUCUUGGGGCUGCUUGGAACGGCUAUGAGUCUACUGUGAAGCUGCUUCUGGAGACCAACAAGGUAGACCCGGAUCCAAAAGACUCCAGGGGCCGAACUCCAUUUCAUGGGGCUGCUUGGAACGGCCAUACCUCUACUGUGAAGCUGCUUCUGGAGACUGACAAGGUAGACCCGGAUUCAAAAAGCUCCGUAGGCUCAACUCCACUUCAUGGGGCUGCUCGGAACCGCCAUGAGUCUAUUACAAAGCUACUUCUCGAUACCAACAAGGUAGACCCGGAUUUAAAAGACUCCGUAGGCCAAACUCCACUUUAUCGUGCUGCUGAGGAUGGCUACGAUGCGGUCGUGAAGUUGCUUCUGAAUACUGGAAAAGUUGAUAUAGAGGCCCGUGCCUCUGAAUCAGGUCUCACUGCAUAUGAGGUCGCCGAGCAACACGGUCGUCUGUCCACCAUGGCUCUCCUAGAGCGAUAUAUGACAGCUGGCCAAACAGUAAUUUAA
Molecule: messenger RNA, 3261 nt
Organism: Penicillium brevicompactum
Lineage: Eukaryota; Fungi; Ascomycota; Eurotiomycetes; Eurotiales; Aspergillaceae
Exons: 2
Coding region: 1-3261 (1086 amino acids)
Molecular function (GO): protein binding
Source: RefSeq, a predicted model, not a curated record